GGCAAUGCGGCUAUUUUUAUUCCCACUUGACAGUUAAAGUGUGUAUACUGUAUAAGAUUUUUAAGUGUCUUGGAAACAGACAACCCUAUCAGUAUUUUUAAGCUUUGCUAUGCAGCAGAAUCUACCCUAUUCAUCGAAUGUAUUGGCAUGAUAUUUUAACCUAGUAUUCUUCGUUUGUUAUCAAACAUGGAUAGUUGUCACAAACUGCCAAUUGAUGAGGCCGAACGUCGAUUUCAACUAGAUUUGGAGAAAGCUAAAGCUUUGUCUUUGGAAACAGCUGCAUUGGACAAAUUCAGGCAAGAAAAGCUAAAAGAGUCGGCCACAGUCCCUCGUACCAGUCGAGAACCCAGUCCUGUCUAUGCCACAGUUGGAGCAAAAAGUGUUAGUUCUUCUCGGAGUCCAUCAAUGGAAUCAUCUUCUCCCAGAGUUCAGAUCAAACCCAGACCAAGACCUGGUGGCUCCAAUUCCCAAAGUUUGGGACUGGUUCCUCCACCAAUCCCCAGAAGGCAACUGUCACAAUCCCCAAUUUCAAAUGAUCUGAUUAAUCUGAUGUCACCAGUCAGGGCCACAUCCUCAGAUCCUGAAGACUCAUUUCUUUUUCAAGAACUAGAUUUGGCCUUUCCAAACUUGAAUGGGCCACCAAACAGAUCCAGUCGUCAUGCAGUCUUCAUACCCAAUAAUCGUACAUCAUUUCAAAAUAUGCCUCCACAUCUGAUUAAGCCGUUACCAACAAGUCCAAUACUCCCUCCACCUGUGCCCCCAACACCUAAGCUCAACACAGUCACAAGGGGACCUGUUUCAUUUGACGAAAGCAUCCUCAAUCGGAAUCUUAUUGACCUAGCAGUCGAAUCCACUCAUCCUCGCUACAGCAUCCUUCGCGCUUUUGACCCUCUGCUCAAUUCCAACCCUCUACCCGAGCAGUCGGUGACUCCCGUUGCUUGUAGCACUUCUUCAACAGAAAAGAAUAAGACAGACGACUUUUUUCUCGAUCAAGAUUAUGACCCGUUUGACUAUUUUCUCGGCUUGAGCCAGAGAUCAUUUGAAGAUCCAUCUACGGUUCACGCCAGUAGCAUUCCCGAAACCAUCUACGAAGUGCUGACGAAAGAGCAAUCGCCUGUCAAACCAACCACGACGUCAAAUAAAAGACAGUCUAUUGUUCCACCAGCACAUAAAAAUAAGGAUACCUCACUAAAGGUAAUAGUGACGGGAGUUGACACCGGUGCCGGAGACUUGGGACUGGUCACGUUUGUCAACCUAGUUCGUGAAGUUCGAACCCGUUUCAGAUAUGAUGAAACCGAAACCAAUGCAGGUUACGUGACUAGUCCAAUGGUGGCUUCAAGUUACACCGAAUCCAUAUCGGUUAAAUUGGCGGUACAUUUAUCAAUGGACCAUCCAAUAAUCAACUUCACAUGUGAUAUUAGCAGUCAGGUGAAUCACGUAAUCAGCCACGUUGUUUGUGAGUUGGGUGCCACUAGCCAACUCAAACCGGAAGAAUAUGCGCUAAAAGUUUGGGGCAUGGCUGAAUUUUUAUUGCCUAAUUCGUGCCUUUGCGACUACGAAUACGUCCACCAUUGUAUCAAGCUGGAGAAGGAUGUGUUAUUGUGUUUGCUCCACGUUGAUGAAGUGCCCAAACCUUUGUUACGUACUGCUGAGGACGACAUCAAGGAUGUCCAAAUCCAGGUUGAAGAUCUAUUGUCGAGACAACCAGCUGAUGCACUCACUCACGCUUCGAUCGCCGUUCUCAUUGAUACGAUACACGGAGAGAUCGACCGUCUCUUAGCAAACGUUAGCCAGACACAACCUAAAGGCUUGCUUCAAUCUGUCAAAGGUAAAGCUAAUUAUUUUUUCAACGCUCCGUCAGUUUUCAAUAAUAAAGUUGUCUUAUUGUUUUGUUUUUUUCCCUUUUCAGCUCUCUGCUCGUUGCUAGGCUGUAUUGAAACCAUAGACUUGACAAUGGCCUUAGACAACAUUGUAUUCACUUGUAACAACUCUAACACAAAGGGUUCCAAUCGGGCCGAAAUCGUCGGUGAAGACGGCCCUUAUUCCAUGGUUGUUCUCCCUGGUCAAAAUCGUUUGCGAACGAAUUGCCUGGAACUCAUCGUUGCCAUUCGUAAACUUAUGAGUGCUUACACUUACGCCUUCCGUGUUAAUUUUGCUCUGCCGCCUGCGCCUGGUUCCGUCAAAAUUUACGAAUCGUCUGGAGUUCUAGACUGCGUCGGCUUCCGCGUAGGGGCGCUGCACCGGUUGGAAUCCACCUGGAAUUUCGACACGUAUGAAGUGAGGAUCGAGCUUUUACACGGCGUUACAUCGGUCGGUCGUAGCCAAUUAGUAUUCGGUACAGCCAGUUCCAGGACAGCCGUUUUCUUCCCGAACCGGAUCGUCUUUGACGAAGUGAUUAGUUUCAGUAGCGUGGCAAUUUGUACUCUGCCCCGCGAAUCUCGCCUUGUUCUUACCGUCUAUGGCCGAAGGAAAAGGGCGGAUGGUGAUCCAGGAAAUGGAUCAGAAGCCGAGCACGUCGAACUUGGAUGGACGGCGCAGAAUUUUUUCCGUUACGGUGAUCCAAAUUGGACUCUGGAACAAGGUAAUCGCCUUCUUCCUUUAUGGCCUCCAGCUUCGGAUAAACGCUCAGGCUACGUACCCACAGCCGGACGCCAUCCUCGUGGUCAUCUAACCCCAUUGCUUAGCAUAGAAAUGCCUGAUUUGGAUGAUGCCGACAUCCAAUUUCCUCAAGUUGAUCCCAUCCCGAUUGGCGAACUUCGUGAUUUUAGCGCUUUAGAUGAUAAUACGCAACGCUCUCUUAUGGAUAUCAUCCAAAGUGGAUCUUUUGCAAAGAUGGAUCUCUAUCAACGCGAGCUUUUAUGGGAGAAACGCCAUUAUUUGACGGAAGAACCUGCAGCAUUGACUAAGGUGCUUCAGGUGGCCCAGUCGUGGGACUGGGAAAGUCUGUCAGACCUUUAUGGCCUACUGCAAUCAUGGAAAGCCUUGACGCCCCUUGAAGCGCUCCAGCUACUUUUACCCUGCUUUCCUGACAUUGAAGUCCGUCGUUACGCUGUGGAAUGGCUUCGCCCCAUCUUAUCAGAUGAGCUGGUCGAUUACCUGCCGCAGCUGGUAGAGGCGCUAAAGCUAGAACCUUUCGAUCAUUCACCGCUUAUGGUGUUUCUUCUCGAGAGAUCAUUAAGUUCACCUCAAGUGGCACAUUCUCUUUACUGGCUCCUUGUCCAGCAGCUUCCUGGACCCAGUCCUCAGAAUUCUGACUUCGCCGAAGCCUAUUUUGAGGGCGCUGAUCCACGGUAUUCUGGCAGAUUACAGUUGUUGUUGCGUUCAGUUCUGGCGACAUGUGGAGCCGCCUUACGCCAUAGAUUCCUCAGUGAGCAGAUGCUUGUUCAGCAACUUGAUUCGUGCGCCGAUGUAGUUAAAUCUACCAAAGAGUCGCAACGCCUCAGCACUCUGCUUCGCGAACUAGAGCCAAUUCACUUUUCACUUGGGAACAAUCCCACCUCUCUUCCUAUCGGUCCCAGUCUCCAGGUUAACGGACUGGAAGUCCGUCAAUGUUCGUAUUUUCCAUCCAACACGCUUCCACUUAAGUUAGCUUUCCAUUCGGCAGAGCCUGAAGUGAAUGAGAAUUCUCUUGUCAGUGCAAUGUACAAAGUUGGCGAUGAUCUGCGUCAAGAUAUGCUCACCCUCCAGAUGGUGCGCAUUAUGGACAAAUUAUGGCGGAAGGAUGGCCUUGAUCUGAAAAUGGUCACCUUCAGUUGCGUUCCCACCGGACCUAGGCGAGGGUUUGUCGAGCUUGUUACCGGCGCUGAAACUCUGAGGCGGAUUCAAAUCGAACAUGGACUAACGGGCUCGUUCAAGGAUAGACCAAUCGCCGAUUGGCUGGCCAAGCAUAACCCUUCACCGCUCGAAUACGAGAGAGCCGUGCACAAUUUCACGGCUUCCUGCGCCGGCUAUAGCGUGGCCACCUACGUUUUCGGCGUUUGUGAUCGACAUAAUGAUAAUAUUAUGGUCAAAUCCACGGGCCACCUUUUCCAUAUUGAUUUCGGGAAAUUCCUCGGUGAUGCACAGAUGUUUGGUAAUUUCAAACGGGACCGUACACCAUUCGUUUUGACUUCUGACAUGGCUUAUGUCAUCAACGGUGGUGACAAACCAUCCCAAAAAUUCCAACACUUUGUCGAUUUAUGUUGUCAGGCUUUUAAUAUAGUCCGGCAGCACAGCAAUUCCUUACUUCACUUACUGGCGUUGAUGGCCACCUCAAAUAUUCCGGGCGUCAAUGCCGAUGCCAUUAGCUUCGUCCAGAAAGCAUUGCUUCCAGACAAAUCCAAGGCGGAGGCGGCGGCCGUUUUUUCACGCAUGAUUGAGGACUCUCUCCGCUCUUGGUUCACCCAAUUUAAUUUCUUCCUACACAAUCUGGCCCAGCUGCGUUUUCAUGGAGACCAUAAUGACGACCGACUUUUAUCGUUUGUUCCGAAGACCUUCACUCUCGCCACCGAUGGUCGAAUAAUUGAGGCGCGAGUGGUCGGCUUUCAAAAGCGCUAUGAUUCGGAAAAGUACUACGUUUUCAUCGUCAGCCUUCGACGUGAAAAACAAUCAGAAAAUAUGUAUUUGUUCCGCACGCAUCGGGAGUUUUCUGAACUCCAUCAAAAACUGUGUCUCCGCUUUCCAUUGGUUUCCAGCCGCAUUUUGAGCUUGUCGAAAGGCGUCUAUCUAGGUCGUAGUUCAGUCAAGGCUGUAGCCGAGAAGAGACGCACCGAACUGGACCAGUUUCUCACCAGUUUAUUUCAGUUAGCCCCGGAAAUCUGUCACUGCGAUCUAAUCUACACUUUCUUCCAUCCGCUGUUGCGCGACCAGGACGAAGAGGCCAAUGUUUAUGUCACCAAGUGGCGCAACAAGUCGUCUUCGAGUCGCAGUGUCUCCAACGCCAAUGGUCACGUACAAGGCGAGUUGAAACUAUCGAUCCAGUAUACGAGAGGCGAAUUGCAUGUCAUGAUCCAGCAUGGUCGCGGUUUAGUAGGUGGCAACGCGGCAACUUCAGUCAACAAUGCCGCAGCCGAGUUGCCAUGCCCUUAUGUCAAGACGUACCUAUUGCCAGACAUGCAUAAGAUCACCAAGCGUAAAACGCGCGUCAUUCGCCGCAAUAUUCACCCCACGUUUAUGGAAAUGUUGGUGUACCGUAUGCCACUUGAGAGUAUACAGAAGCGCCUUUUGCAGGUGUCCGUUUGGAGUUACGACCGAGUUCAGGAGAACCAGUUCCUCGGUGCGGUCAAUAUCCCCCUCGAGUCGCUCAGUCUUACCGAAGAGCAUGUUGCCUGGUAUCCGCUGGGUCAUCUUCACAUGUGACAGACAGAAAACGAAAAUCAAAUUUUCUAGCUAUAAAUAUUUGACGACCUGGUGGGCCGACUAUUCCUGCUGCUUCUUCUGGGUGUUAUUUCUCCGCUUGUUUCUAUCUCAUUAACAAGAAGAAAAAAAUUGCGAGCCACCAAACUCAAAACAUAUUCACCGUAAAAAAACAAAAGAAAACAAAAAAUAUCUAAUCCUUUUUCAUUUUCUUUUCUUUUUUUUUUAAACUUCUAAUGUAUUUUUAAGGGUUGUGCAGUUCUGAAUCGUAUCUGCACUUUUUAGAACCAAAAUUCUCCGCCGUUCCGUUCUUGCAAUGAAUUUGAUAAAGAUGUCUAGUUGUAUUUUUCCCUCCUUUAGCGAAAUCCUCGGAAUCCUUCAACCCCCUGCUCUCCAAAAAUAAAAUUGGAAUCCAUGUCUAAAAUAAAAUACAACACAAUAAUUUAAAAUGUUA
This is a messenger RNA of Daphnia magna, 5788 nucleotides long. RefSeq names its product phosphatidylinositol 4-phosphate 3-kinase C2 domain-containing subunit alpha (gene Pi3K68D). Gene Ontology annotation, molecular function: 1-phosphatidylinositol-4-phosphate 3-kinase activity; 1-phosphatidylinositol-3-kinase activity; phosphatidylinositol binding. Gene Ontology annotation, cellular component: phosphatidylinositol 3-kinase complex; plasma membrane; cytoplasm. Lineage: Eukaryota; Metazoa; Arthropoda; Branchiopoda; Diplostraca; Daphniidae. Gene Ontology annotation, biological process: phosphatidylinositol 3-kinase/protein kinase B signal transduction; cell migration; phosphatidylinositol-3-phosphate biosynthetic process. The record is from RefSeq and is a predicted model, not a curated record.